AUGCCUCCAGGUUUAACCUAUCCGAGUUUAAAAUGCGUUUUCGAGUUCCUGGAAGCGAAUAAAAGGCAAACGCGACGAGGUUACUUCCCUAUCUUUUACCAAAAAAAUGGGACAGGAAAUACGGGUUAUGAAUAUGCGAAUCGACGAGGGGAAAUAUUCAAGAGAAGAAUUAACAAAGAUUACCAUAAUGCUUAUGUCCUGAUCCGCCAGUUAUUAGAGUCUCUGUUAGUGGGAAGAAGAGCGAUUAUCGUGCAGAAACUUGUAACUGGAUGGCUGCAGCCAGAAUCUGAAAAUCUCGAAUUGAAAUUUAAUGUUCUGGAAAUAGAGUCUGAUGGAUAUGAUUUAAAAGACGUCGUUCCACUUAUUGAACCUACCAGUUUUCCACUCAAGAAGUUUACUCAAAAACAGUUUUCGUAUAGUUGUUUUGAACAUUCUGAAGUACGAACUGCCAAUCACCUAGUUAUCACUACCAUUUAUAUCAACUUAUCCGAUGCUAUUAAUAUUCUGAAAUCUCUGAACUGCAAGUGUAUAGAGAUUAAAGAUCUACUUUUCAACAAGAAUUAUGUUUUGGAUAUCAUUCAAAUGUUGUUGGAAAAUCAUCGAGACGUUGAGACAUGUUAUAUGAUGGACAUAUUAGUUUUUAAAAGUAAUACAAGUAACUUGAUGGAAAGAAUGAAGGAACGAUUUAAAGGAAGAGAUGUGGAUUUCAUGGAUGCUGACAAACGAUCGACACUCACAUCUCAAUAUGCCUCCAUUCCAAUAGACUCUAGAACUGAACUCGCUGUCUACAGAAACGAGUCACUAAAGGAACGCCAAGAAGUUAUUAUAAUGGAAAUGAUUCUGACUGGACACACUCCCAAAGUUUUCCGUCUAGAUUAUUCGAAAUUGAGUGAAUCUUCUGAGAAGAGAGAGGAAUCAGAGCCUGAAAAUGAAUCACGAGAAGAUGAGUCGCUAGAUAAUGACCAGUCUAAUCUCGACAAAACCGUAGCUGAAAAGUUCAAAAUGUCAACGACUUCUCUUCCAAUCACAUAUAUUUUGAUUGUUGUUCUGUUUGCGUGGUUCUUUUUCUUUUAA
This is a messenger RNA of Caenorhabditis remanei, 1074 nucleotides long. RefSeq lists its product as uncharacterized. Bases 1 to 1074 code for a protein of 357 amino acids. The transcript is spliced from 4 exons. Lineage: Eukaryota; Metazoa; Nematoda; Chromadorea; Rhabditida; Rhabditidae. The record is from RefSeq and is a predicted model, not a curated record.